AUGUUCUACGUCGACAUCAAAAGAAGUGCCCAGGGAAGCCUGUUCAAAGUUUACCGACAUCACAACAUGAAGAGGGCUACACUCAGGCCUGUGCAGAACAUGAUCCUCGAAAACGAGAUCAGUACUGCGAACCUGGCUGUUCCUCAGUGCGGUGGAUCCAGUGAUGAUUCUAUCGUUGUUCGCCAAUCAGGAGAUGAAGAUACAGCCGAGCCUGAUUUGAGCUCGCCCCAAUCGAAUGUAGAUCAGAGUGCUACAAUAAGCAAGGCCGAUCUUGCUCUGGAUAUCACUAUCGCCGCUCAGCAAGUUGACGAAACAGGUCGACUCAGCCAAGAAGCCUCUCUAGAGAACACUGAAUCCACCACAUCUGAGAACAAUCCUGGCUCGGGGGCACAGCAUGUCAAUCUCUCCGACUUUCUGGUGCUCGGAGACUCAUUCAUAUCUGAGAUCCACCCAGACGAUUUCGAUUUGAGGGGCGUCACAGACUUGAUGUUUGACUUCAAUACCAACACCAUCAUCUCACCCCCUUCUGCAGAGACAUGCAUCCUCUUAGAUCCAAGUCGACGUGUAAGACCAGUCUCGCUAUUCUUCGACGCUCCCGAAAGCCUACCUCAGUACCAAUCUUCCUAUGACACACCUCAUCUGUUCAGUUGCUCGGAUGACGAUGCCAUUGCAGUCAACAACGCUUUCGCCAGGGCAAAGGGCACUACAAUUAGCACUUCAGACUCAAUCUGUCUCAGUCGCAAUCAGAUUUCACGUUGGAUCAACGCGUACUUCGAACACUUUGACAUACAUACGCCCAUAGUGCAUCGGCCGACUUUCAUCCUUUCAACUACUCCAGCAUCUUUGCUUUUGGGCAUGCUGGCCAUCGGUGGCUGCAUUGUAUCAGAGCAUGGUCCUGCUUCUAAGGCCUAUGAAGCUUCCUGCCAUCUCCUAGCUCAGUACGAGCAAGACCUCUUGCAAAGCUCUAUCUCAGAUUUGUGGCCAAUACAGACUGCCCUAUUGUGUAUUCAGUUUGGGGCCUUUUCAGCCAACCCCCGGUAUGCGCGACAAGCGCAACGACAGUUCUCGCUUGUAACAGAUUUACUGCGCGCAGUAGAAGUUCAAGUUCGCGGAGUCCAGUCAACUCAGGACCCUGAUUGGAAGGACUGGGUCUUCAUAGAGACGUUAAGCAGACUUGCAAGCUGGACUUGCAUUCUGAAUGCUGCCAUAUCGCUCCUCGACCCUGAAUCAACAUGUGUCGCCGCACCUCAAGUAACAGCAGAAAUGAUCGUCCCCUCAAACGACAGCCUCUGGCGAGCACCGUCAGCCGAAGAAUGGGCCCACAACAAGGAAUGGCAGGCGUACAAACCAGUCAAUCUCGUCGAAACUUCGAGACGAGUUUUCACUGGCGAGUAUCCCGCGGUAGCCAUGAGCUCAUUUGGACUUCUCACGUUGAUUGGGGCUCUCGUGGCGAACAUUUGUGCUAGAGAACGGUACUCUCCUGAAAUGGCCCCCAUCCUUGAUCGUGAGUAUUGUGCAAAGAUAGAGAGGAGCCUUCAAGCCUGGGAGACUCUAUGGCGCAGUCACCCUCACGCUGGAGGCUCGCAGAACAUGAAGAGCGAUCCCAAGAUGACGGACUGUCUAUGUCUGCUAAACUCUGCGUACCACCAUCUUUACAUGGGCCAGGAGCUCCAGAUCCUGAAGAGAAUCGCGAAAGAACCUCAAUGUCAUCUGGCAGUCCCCAAUUUCCCCACUGAAAGGAAGGUUCUUGUUGUUAUCAAGUACGCUAUGACUUCUUGGUUGGCGGAUACCGUAACAGGCAUCGCUCAUAGGCAGCGGAAGGCGGCAUUCGAAUUCGGUGGGCUUGGCCCAAUGGUAGCAUAUGAGACUGCGCUGAUUAUCUCGUGGUGGCUGAGUCUUCGGCAAAGUCUUCCAUCACCACCUUCUGUCUCUGUCCUAGAGGGGGAGAGAGAAAGCUUGGAAGCCAUCGGUCACUUGUUUCAAGACAUUCUGAAGGAACUAGAUGAGCAGUGCAUUACGUCCGAUGGAGACCUUUCGGAUCUACGUUCCCGAGCCCUGUUCCACUACCAAGUGUUGUUGGGGCAGUGGGUGUGGCCGUACACGAAUGCCAUGAACCACGCCCUGCAAGCCCUCGCAUCUUGA
Molecule: messenger RNA, 2142 nt
Organism: Colletotrichum abscissum
Lineage: Eukaryota; Fungi; Ascomycota; Sordariomycetes; Glomerellales; Glomerellaceae
Exons: 8
Coding region: 1-2142 (713 amino acids)
Biological process (GO): DNA-templated transcription; regulation of transcription by RNA polymerase II
Cellular component (GO): chromatin
Molecular function (GO): RNA polymerase II cis-regulatory region sequence-specific DNA binding; zinc ion binding; DNA-binding transcription factor activity, RNA polymerase II-specific
Source: RefSeq, a predicted model, not a curated record